AUGACAUCAACACUAAGACGAAUCUUCAAGAGAAUCUCCAUAUAUUUGACAGGAAAAAACCAAUUACCUUGCAGAAGAAGUUUAAGUAACACGGUCAAUCAAGAAGAAUUCCGUUGCUAUAGCGUUUGUGUAGCCCGUCUUGCCAUCAUGGUAAUGCUGGCAAUUCUUCUAGGUUUACUAACAAUACUCUCAUGGCAUUUCACCAAAGUCUACACAAAAUCAUCAUUAAACACUUUGGCAUAUGGCCUUCGGUUUGAACUAUUGCAACGUCCCAUAUUGCGUAUGUGGAAAAUAUUGAACUCAACAGUUGAAAUAACAACAUCCCAAGUUAGGCUUUCAGAAUAUGUUAUCAGGAAAUAUAGCAAAGCUGAAAACCAAGCACAGCAAGUAGAGUUGUAUGAAGCUAUGAGAGACAUCACAUGGGCGCUUUUCUCAAGCCGCAAAGCUCUAAAUUCAAUGUCGAUAAAAUACAGGAAUGGAUUUGUUCAAGCCUUCCAUCGAGACCUUAGAAGCAAAAAUACAUAUUAUAUAUACUCCGAUUUAGACAAUUACACAAUGGUUGAACCUUAUGGAAUGAACAGAUCUUUACCUCAUGAAGAGUGGAAUGAUCAGACGAUACAUGGUAACUUGUCAGCAAUCUGGUACCGAGAACUGCUGGAUCCGGAUACUGGUAUAAGAAAGGAAAAAAAUGAGAAAAUCCCACCAGAUGAAUUACUUAAUAUUGCAGGUAUUUCUCAGGUACCUAAUGGUGCAGCUACCUGGCACGUGGCUGUGAGCAAAUUUACCAACUCACCCUUGCUGUCAGCUGCUUUGCCUGUAUGGGAUAAGGAUCGUGUUAGUAUAGUUGCGGUAGUGGGAGUUACUACUGCUUUGUACAGUGUCGGGCAACUUAUGAAAGAACUGGUGGAGCUCCAUGGUGGACACAUUUACUUGACAUCUCAAGAGGGGUGGUUGCUUGCAACUUCUUCUAGCACACCGUUGUUAAAAAAUUCAUCAAAUGGGCCUACACUCAUGAUGGCAGUAGAUUCUCAAGAUGAGAUAAUACAGUCUGGAGCCAAGUGGUUGCACAAAGCCUAUGGUGACAAGCAGCCCCUCUACCAUGAGGUUCACUCAGCUACUGCCACGCUUGGUGGCCAGCGAUAUUACAUAGAUUCGUUUUUCUUGAACUUAACAAGACUCCCUAUGGUGGGAGUUCUGUGUAUUCCAAGGAAGUUCAUAAUGGGGAAGGUGGAUGAAAGGGCAUUCAAGACAUUGGUGAUAUUGAUAUCUGCAUCUGUAUGUAUACUACUUGUGGGCUGUAUUUGUAUUUUCAUUUUGACUAAUGGAGUAUCGAAGGAAAUGAAACUACGGGCAGAACUAAUUAGUCAAUUAGACGCCCGAAGGAAGGCUGAGGCAUCAAGCAAUUUUAAAAGCCAGUUUUUAGCCAACAUGAGUCAUGAACUGCGAACGCCAAUGGCUGCAGUCAUAGGAUUGUUGGACAUUCUUCUAUGUGAUGAUUGUCUUACAAACGAACAAUAUGCAACUAUCACUCAAAUUCGUAGAUGUUCAACAGCUCUCCUCAGGCUUCUUAAUAACAUUUUGGAUAUUAGUAAGGUCGAAUCUGGUAAACUAGUGCUGGAAGAAGCUGAGUUUGAUUUGGGGCGAGAACUUGAAGGACUCAUAGAUAUGUUUUCUGUGCAAUGCAAGAACCACAAUGUGGAAACCAUCAUAGAUCUUUCUGAUGAUAUGCCAAGACUAGUCCGUGGAGACUCAGGUAGAGUUGUUCAGAUAUUCGCAAAUUUAAUCAGUAACUCGAUCAAGUUUACAACGUCGGGAUAUAUUAUUCUGCGAGGCUGGUGCGAGAAUCUAGAUUCGUUCAGUAACAGUGAAAACUUCUUCAUUGAUCAUAAAGCAUUGUUGUCUGCAUCCCAGAAAAAGAUCAGUCGCGAAGGACUUCACGAGAGAAGAUCCUGCAAGAAUGACAAAACAAUGAUUCUUUUUUUCGAAGUUGAAGAUACUGGAUGUGGAAUUGAUCCGAGUAAAUGGGGAUCAGUAUUUGAAAGCUUUGAACAAGCCGACCCAUCAACAACUAGAUUGCAUGGUGGGACUGGUCUUGGGUUAUGCAUUGUUCGAACCCUGGUUAACAAGAUGGGCGGAGAAAUUAGAGUUGUCAAGAAGAAUGGACCAGGCACCUUAAUGCAAUUGUACCUCUUACUCAGCACACCUGCAGAUAUACCAACAGAAAACUACCGACUAAAGUUUGCAGACCAUAACUUGAAGGUAGUUCUGGCACUCGGUAGAAAAAUGGGUACCGAAAUUCUUUCCCAGUGGCUACCUAAACUUGGAGUACCAGUAUGGGAAGCGAACGAAUGGAAUGAACUGACACAUAUACUUCAGGAGCACUUUAAACCAACGAUUAAUGAGCAAAACUUGACAUACGAGCAUACAAAAGUUGAAGCAUCAAACAAGGAAGAAGUAGAGAUGUCAGUUUUCAUUAUAGUCAUUGAUAUCGGAAUGCUUAACUUGAGCACAAAGAUAUGGAAGGAACAGCUCAAUUUCCUAGAUACAUUCAACAGGGGGCCAAAGUUUGCUUGGAUCCUAGAUCAAGAUACAUCGACUUCCAUCAAGAUUGAGCUUCGAAGAAGAGGGCAUUUGUUGAUGGUAAAUAGACCAUUGUACAAGGCAAAAAUGAUUCAAAUGAUUGAAGCUGUUAUAAAAGAAAGCAUUCUUGAGAAGCAGAAGAAUAUAAUUAUGAGGACUGAAAAACACAAAUGUCGUCAGAUUGAUCCUAUGCACAUCCACACAAAAAGUUCAAAUGAUUCUGAAAUAUCAACGAUUAAUUCAACUGAAAGCUCCAGAACUGAAGCAACAAAUGAAAAAACCUUCACAAUUUGUGGACCAGUUGGCAAUUGCUUCCCUGAGCUUACUGAAGUCCGUUCAGAAUGGAACAAGUUGAGCACGAACAGUAUGGUAACAUUGACUUCCUUCCCAAACUCAAAUAAUGAGCAAGGUAUUCAUCAUGCGGACAAAUCCAGGAAUGGACAAAAGGCACUUGAAGGCCUACGCAUUUUGUUGGCAGAAGACACACCAAUACUCCAGAGAGUGGCGACUAUGAUGCUCGAGCAGAUGGGUGCUAAGGUCGUCACCGUGGGAGAUGGGGUGCAGGCAGUAAAAGCUCUAGAUCUCAAUGUUACAGCAUACGACUUAAUACUCAUGGACUGUCAAAUGCCAAAGAUGGACGGCUACGAAGCAACUAAAGCAAUUCGUAAAGCAGAAAGAGAAUCAGAAUCACACAUUCCUAUCAUCGCACUAACAGCACAUGCCAUGUCAUCAGAUGAAGCCAAAUGCUUGGAAGUGGGUAUGGAUGCAUAUUUAACAAAGCCAAUAGACUGCAAACUUAUGGUUUCCACCAUUUUGUCAUUAACCAAGCGCAUAUAG
Erigeron canadensis is the source of this 3417-nucleotide messenger RNA. RefSeq names its product histidine kinase 1-like. Gene Ontology annotation, molecular function: phosphorelay sensor kinase activity. The coding region runs from base 1 to 3417 and encodes 1138 amino acids. The record is from RefSeq and is a predicted model, not a curated record. Gene Ontology annotation, biological process: phosphorylation; phosphorelay signal transduction system. Lineage: Eukaryota; Viridiplantae; Streptophyta; Magnoliopsida; Asterales; Asteraceae. The transcript is spliced from 13 exons.